This is a messenger RNA of Lepisosteus oculatus (spotted gar), 2828 nucleotides long. It is a transcript of the gene rspo2, whose product is annotated as R-spondin 2. NCBI's taxonomy places the organism in Eukaryota, Metazoa, Chordata, Actinopteri, Semionotiformes, Lepisosteidae. The record is from RefSeq and is a predicted model, not a curated record.
GAAAAAAAAAAUCCGUGACUCUGGCCAAGGGGGCUUCGAAACUAGCUAAGAAAUCCCAUAGAUCUGGAAGCUUUCACGUGACAGGAGCGGCUAUAUAGAAAAAGCAUCCAAGCAUCAGGACCAGUAGUGGUAUUUCACCUCAACAGAUCACAGAUGUAGUCAAAAUAGAAUCAAUGAAUCUUUUUUAUCCGUCUGCCGCUAAUAAAAGGGAGAUAGGAAUUAAUCGUAGCUUAUCAUAAAUUACUUCGCCUUCAAAAAAAAAAGGACACGCUUUUUUUAUCGGGAACCUAUUAGAUAAAAUCGAAAUUGCUUUUAAGAAGCUUUGGUGGGAAGGAAACAAGGUUCUCACAGGAACGGAUCUCUGCAAACUUAACUUCGUACACUAGGCAUGCUGUAUGCUUCAAGCUCACAGUGGAUUGCCGAAGGGACAUAGAAAUAUUUAGACUAGAAGUCUAGAAGCGGACUUACCUAUGAUCCAUGCAGGUAUUUUUUUUUUUAUUAUCGUUCUGUUAUGUACAUUUAAUGCUUUGGAUCCGUUACCGACAGUCGUACACUCUUCGGAAUUACACGCUUUGAAAUAACGUUUUAUGAUUCGAGGAUUAAUGAAAGUGUGGGACAUCCACUAUAACUUUAAUUCCCAUAUCUUUGCACGUGGAAGGUACAUUCUCAGCAAAAGCAUUACUAAAUUAAUUUCUUAUCUAUAUACAGUGCAUAUUAAUACAAUUAACCAAGCAGUUGACUUAGUUUAAUUGAUUAGUACCGCAAAUAACACACAUAUUCUCAUUUUUAUACAGAAUACACAGGGAUACUAAGCUGUCUGCGCAAAUAAAAUGGUGUUUUCCGGAGGUGCGAAAAGUUUUUUCCUGCUGAACAUCUAAUGUGUGAAACAUUGGACUUCAGACUUCUGUUUGAACCUUGUAUUUGGCUUUGGAGAAAGUUGCACAUAACUAACACAUCUGAGGAAUAGGAAGAGGCAACAUCGACAAUUCUUAAUACUGAACACCGGUACUUCUGCUGGAGUUGGAAGACACAAGACCGUCCAGAUGCAGUUUCGACUUUUCUCGUUUGCGCUGAUCGUCCUGAACUGCAUGGAGUACAGUCACUGUCAGUCACAUCGCUGGAAAAGGAACAAGAGAGCUAGUUAUGGACCCUACCCAAUUUGUAAAGGCUGCUCAGUUUGUUCCAAAGACAAUGGAUGCCUCAGCUGCCAGCCACGGUUAUUUUUAUUCCUUCGGCGGGAAGGAAUGAGACAAUAUGGAGAGUGCUUGCAUGCCUGUCCAUCAGGAUUCUAUGGUCUUCGCGCUCCAGAAAUGAAUAUCUGCUCAAGAUGCAGAAUAGAGAAUUGUGACUCUUGUUUCAGUAAAGACUUUUGUACGAAGUGCAAAUCGGGGUUUUAUUUGCACAAAGGACGCUGCUUUGAAGAAUGCCCAGAGGGCUUUGCACCCUUAGAAGACAGCAUGGAAUGUGGGGAGGGCUGUGAAGUGGGUCCCUGGAGUGAGUGGGGAACUUGCACCAGAAGAAACAGGACCUGUGGUUUCAAAUGGGGUCUAGAGACCCGAACGCGACAUAUUGUAAAAAAGCCGCCCAAGGACACAAUACCCUGUCCCACCAUUGCUGAGUCCAGGAGAUGCAAAAUGGCAAUGAGACAUUGUACAAAAGACAAAAAACAACGAACAAAAGACCAAAAGAAGAAAACAAACAAUAAACAGAGGCUUCGUGUUCGUGCCCAAAAGCAGCACAGUGAUCAUCUGGCAACAGGCAGGGCCAGCCAGUGAAUAACAAACUGUACCUUUUACACAAACCAGUGCACAAAAGCUGCUAGCUACUCCUACACAUUAACGCACUACGGCCCUGCUGCUUCGUCAGUAUUGGCGGUGAUUCCCCUCGUGAAAACAAAAGGUCUACAAAGCUCGUUUUAUUUUUUUUUUCUUAUUUUUGGAAAACACUGAAAGUUUCAGAGAUCAACACUGAAGUUGAUACAGGAAGUUGAGCGAGGAUGUGUGAUGAAGGCACUUCCUGUGCUCACGAGAAAAAAAAAAAAGCCAAAAAAGAAAGGUGAUGUUAAAAUUCUGUUGUCAAAGGCUAUAAAUGAUGUCAAGAAGAAAGACUUGUAUGUAUUUAUGUAAAAUCUUUUUUUCUUUUAUUUUUUUGAAGGAAAAGGACUGUUUUGUGUAUGGCAUCUAAGUUUCUUAUAGUGUACAUUUUAAAAGUAAUGUAUACAACUAUCAUGCAUAGUUGCGAAGUAUUUUAUUCUCAGCACAACAAUGUUUACGUAAAACCGCUUUAUGCUAUAAUUGUAUAUUGUGGAAAGAGAAAUUUUGUUGUUCAACUAGCAUGGCAAUCCUCAUAUGUACAUAAGUGCUGAGAGUUUAUGUAAUAAUAAAAAUUAUUACUGUAUUUUCAGUAUUGACUUCUUCAUUGUUUAACGUGUUAUGGUUUAAGACGUUAUAGUAAUCAUCUAAAACAAAUCUAUAGCCAACACAUAAUUAGUACUUUUAUAUAGUAUAUUUGAUUUAUUUAUUGAUUGAUUUUAUACUUAUGUGUUUGAAAAUGUUGUCUUCUACUCUUUUUUUCUGUGCCAUUAUAUACUUUAAAACCAUUAUAACAAUACAGAUAACUUUUAAAGUUAAAAUUGUUCAUGUUAAAUAUAUUGUGGAAAACUAUGCUGUUCUAUUCUGUAUCCAUUUAUUUAACUACCUACACUGAAUUAUUCUUCUUUUAUUCUUUCUUUAGAGAAAAUGCUCAUAUGCUGCAAACACAGAAUGGUUUUAUGCUAGUAACUGUUUUAAAGUGUUUUCGGAUCAUGUUUAAUUAAAAUACAUUGAAUA